AUGCGAAGGUCUUUACUGGCUAAGCGUAAAUUCGGCUUUGUAGAUGGUACUAUUGUAAUGCCAAAGACGGAUGCAAAGAAGAUGGAGGAUUGGAUUGUUGUUCAGUCCAUGUUAGUUUCUUGGAUAACUAAUACUCUUGACUCGAAGACUGCUUUGGGAGCGUGUCAACAGUCUUCUACAGAGUCCGUAGCAGAUUAUUUCGGCAGGCUCUCGAAGAUUUGGAAGGAGCUCUUGAAUUAUGUUCGGGUUCCUAAAUGCGGAUGUGGGAAGUGUGAGUGUAACAUUGUUACACAGGUAGAAAGUAUUAGAGAAGAAGACUACCUGGAUUAUUUUUUGAUAGGCUUGGACGCACACUACGCAGCGAUUCGGGCUCAACUACUUGCACAAUCACCUUUGCCAAGUGUGGAUGUUGCUUACCAAAAUGUAGCAAUGGCGGAAAGACUGCGAGAUGGGAGUAUGAAGGUAGAGAAUGCUGUGGCGUUUAAGGUGGACAAGGCAAAGCCAAAAUAUGAGGAUAAUAGUGACAAGUUUUGCAAUCAUUGUAAUCGCAUAGGCCAUGACGAGAGUGGGUGUUUUCAGAUCAUUGGUUACCCCGAGUGGUGGGGGGACCGUGGUCGUGGAGGAAGAGGCAGAGGCCGUAGUGGAGGCUGUGGUGGCCGGGGAGGAGCACGCAAUUCUGGCAGCAACUCGGCAUCUACUUCAUCACAGCAGCAGUCCGUGAGAGCCAACAAGGUUGGUGGUUCGUCACAACAACAAUCGCAAGCCCCCUUGACUGAUGAUGCAGCAGCUAGUUUGGUUGGCGUGAGUGCUACUCAAGUCCAACAAAUUUUGGACAUCUUGAAAAAUAACAAGUUUCAUGGUAAGACAAAUAAAAUACCUUGGAUUGUGGAUACAGGUGCAUCAAACCAUGUUUCAUGUGAUUUGACGUUGUUUAAGAACGUGAAGAAAAUCCAAAAUUGUCCCGCAGGUUUGCUAGACGGAAACUCGGCUAAUGCGGAUCAAUUAGGAACGGUGAUAUUGCCGGGUGGUUUACAACUCGAGAACAUGCUUUACGUGCCUCAAUUAACUUGCAAUUUAAUUUCUGUGACUCAAUUAAAUGAUGAAUCCAAGUGUAUGAUGCAAUUUACUAACAAAAUAUGUGUUAUACAGGAUCCGCAGACGAGGAAGGUGAUUGGUGUGGGUGAACGCGAGGAUGGACUGUAUAUAUUCCGGGGUGUGCCUCAAGUGAAGGUUCUAGCAGUAGAAGGAGAUUCUUCGUUCGACUUAUGGCAUCAACGGUUGGGACAUCCCUCAGAUUCAGUUUUGAGAAAUAUUCCGCAUGUGAGUAGCUCUUCUAGGAAAAAUAAUAAAUUUGUGAUGUUUGUCCUCGUGCAAAACAAUCUAGGAGUAGUUUUCCAAUUAGUGAAAAUAAAGCAAGUCGUAUAUUUGAACUUGUGCAUAUUGAUUUAUGGGGUUCGUAUAAAAUACCAGCCUCAUGUGGUGCCCGUUAUUUUUUAA
Chenopodium quinoa (quinoa) is the source of this 1497-nucleotide messenger RNA. RefSeq lists its product as uncharacterized. The record is from RefSeq and is a predicted model, not a curated record. The transcript is spliced from 2 exons. The coding region runs from base 1 to 1497 and encodes 498 amino acids. NCBI's taxonomy places the organism in Eukaryota, Viridiplantae, Streptophyta, Magnoliopsida, Caryophyllales, Amaranthaceae.